UUGAGUUGGAGCAGCUGAUCUCGCUCUUGACUUCCAGGGCUAAAAAUAAUCCCCUCUGUUAACUUUCCAACUCUCACUGUAUUUUGUUUCUUCUUCUUUUCUCUGUCUGCUGUCGUUUUAAAAUUACAUUUCAGCCGGAAUGAAACGGUGCCAGUCAGGAUAAUCCAUUGAUUUCCAGUUCCAGACGACUUCCUGGUCCAACACACCUGAGCGAACAUCCUUGGUCCUGCUGAUGACCUCAUCAUUUAACUCAGUCUGACUCCGGGUCUGGGAGGAACCAAUGGCUGCUGGCAUGCCGUUGUCGUUUUGUGGCGACAAGGUUCCCAGUGCAUACGGCAUCAACGAUGGCGUGCUCAACAAUGGCUGCUUCGUGGACGCCCUCAACCUGGUUCCUCACGUCUUCCUGCUCUUCAUCACCUUCCCCAUCCUCUUCAUUGGUUGGGGCAGCCAGAGCUCCAAGGUUCAGAUUCAUCACAACACAUGGCUUCAUUUCCCCGGACACAACAUGCGGUGGAUCCUCACCUUCCUGCUGCUCUUCGUCCACGUGUGCGAGUUCGCAGAGGGCAUCGUCUCCAACACGACAAUGACCUCCAACCACCUCCACCUCUUCAUGCCGGCCUUCAUGGGUUUCAUUGCUGCAACAACAUCAGUUGUUUACUACCACAACAUAGAGACGUCCAACUUCCCCAAACUGCUGCUGGUCCUCUUCAUCUACUGGGUGUUGGCGUUCAUAACCAAGUCCAUCAAGCUGUGGAAGUUCGCAGAGUUUGGCAUCCGGUUCAAGUACCUGCGGUUCUGCAUCACGGCCCUGUUGGUGAUCCUUUAUGGACUGCUGAUGGCCGUGGAGAUCAACGUCAUCCGAGUCCGGAAAUACGUUUUCUUCACCAACCCCCAGAAGGUGAAACCGCCGGAGGAUUUACAGGAUUUAGGCGUCCGCUUCCUGCAGCCGUUCGUCAACCUGCUUUCUAAGGCAACGUAUUGGUGGAUGAACCCCCUCAUUAUUGGCGCCCAUAAGAGGCCGAUAGAGCUGAAGAAGAUCGGGAAGCUGCCCAUCGCUAUGAGAGCGCUGACCAACUACCUGAGGCUGAAAGACGCCUACGAGGAUCAGAGGACGGGCGAAGAUCCGGACCGAGCGCCGUCCAUCUGGCGCUCCAUGUACAGAGCCUUCGGCCGGCCGAUACUGCUCAGCAGCACCUUCCGGUACCUGGCCGACCUGCUGGGGUUCGCCGGGCCGCUCUGCAUCUACGGCAUCGUUCGCAACCUGGAUGACGAUAACAACAACACGUCGGCGAACAAGAACAUGGAAAACCAUUUCCGUGUGUACUUCAUGUACACCACCGAGCUUCUGGAGAACAGCUCCGUCUUGGCCGUUCUCCUCUUCCUGGCGUUAGUCCUGCAGAGAACCUUCCUGCAGGCGUCCUACUACGUCACCAUCGAGACGGGCAUCAACCUGAGGGGCGCUCUGCUGGCGAUGAUCUACAACAAAAUCCUGCGACUGUCCACCUCCAACAUGUCGAUGGGGGAGAUGACUCUGGGGCAGAUAAACAACCUGGUUGCCAUAGAAACCAACCAGCUGAUGUGGUUCCUCUUCCUCUGCCCCAACCUCUGGGCCAUGCCUGUACAGAUUGUGAUGGGAGUGAUUCUGCUCUACAACUUUCUGAGCUGGAGCGCCUUGGUUGGAGCGUCGGUUAUAGUUCUGCUGGCGCCGGUCCAGUACCUCAUCGCCACAAGGUUGGCAGAAACGCAGAAAAGUGCGCUGGAACACUCCACAGACCGUCUGAAACAGACGACAGAGAUCCUGAAGGGCAUAAAGCUGCUGAAGCUCUACGCCUGGGAGGAUAUCUUCUGCGACAGCGUGGAGCAAACCAGAGGCAAAGAACUCACCAGCCUCAGGACGUUUGCUUUCUACACCUCCAUGUCCAUUUUCAUGAACGCUGCUAUUCCCAUUGCUGCCGUUCUUGCUACGUUUGGGGUUCAUCACUUCCUCACCAGCAGCAUUCCCAGUCCUUCUCAAGCCUUUGCAGCGCUGGCGCUUUUCCACAUCCUGGUGACGCCGCUCUUCCUGCUCUCCACUGUGGUCAGAUUUGCGGUGAAAGCUCUCGUCAGUGUCCAGAAGCUUGGUGAGUUUCUCCAGAGUGAUGAAAUCGGGGACGACAGCUGGAGAAAUGGAGAUAUAUCAGUUUCCCUGGACGUAGGGAAGAAACACCUGGGGAUGACCAAAGCCAUCAACAGGAAGCAGCCGAUGCGCUACCAGAUGGACAACUACGAGCAGCCGAGCCGGCGGGCGAUGAGACCCACCGAGACGGAGGAUGUGGCCGUAAAGGUGAGCAACGGCUCCUUCACCUGGGGAAACAACCAGCUGACCCUGUCAGACAUCAGCAUACGCAUCCCCACAGGUCAGUUAACGAUGAUCGUGGGUCAGGUGGGAUGUGGGAAAUCCUCCCUGCUGCUGGCCAUGCUGGGCGAGAUGCAGGCCAUCGAUGGAAGAGUUUACUGGAGCAAGCUGCCUGAUUGUGAGAUGGCCCACGAAGGGAAUAUCAGUUGGUCAGAGACAGAGGACUCUGAGGAGGACGUCGGGAGCAAGAACAGGAACUCUGUAGCCUACGCUGCCCAGAAGUCUUGGCUGCUUAACGCCACGGUGGAGGACAACAUCACCUUUGGCAGUCCCUUCAACAAGCAACGGUACAAAGCUGUGAUCGACGCGUGCUCCCUUCAGCCGGACAUCGACCUGCUGCCUUUUGGAGAUCAGACUGAGAUUGGGGAGAGGGGGAUCAACCUGAGUGGAGGUCAGAGGCAGAGAAUCUGUGUGGCCAGGGCUUUGUACCAAAACACCAACAUUGUCUUUUUGGACGAUCCGUUUUCAGCGCUGGACAUCCACCUGAGCGAUCACCUGAUGCAGGAGGGAAUCCUGAAGUUUCUGCAGGACGAUAAGCGAACCGUGGUCCUCGUCACCCACAAGCUGCAGUACCUCAUACACGCAGACUGGAUCAUAGCGAUGAAGGAUGGCUCGGUCCUCAGAGAGGGAACCCUGAAGGACAUUCAGACUCACGACACACAGCUUUACGAUCACUGGAAAACUCUGAUGAACAGGCAGGACCAGGAGCUGGAGAAGGAUAUUCAGCAGGACAGUCAGACGACUCUGGAGAGGAAGACGCUGCGCAGAGCGUUCUACUCCAGAGAAACAAAGAACCAGAUGGACGAUGAGGACGAAGAGGAGGAAGUGGAGGAAGAAGACGACGAUAAUUUCUCCACCACAACCAGCAGACGGUCCAAGAUCCCGUGGAAGAUGUGCGGCUGCUACCUCUCCUCUGGAGGCUUCUUCAUGGUCUUCCUCAUGGUUUCCUCCAAGCUGCUGAAGCACUCGGUCAUCGUUGCCAUUGACUACUGCCUGGCUCUCUGGACGUCCACCAAUCAGACGGCAGAAAACCUCCACAACUGGACCGCAGCCAAUCAGACGGCAGCGUUCCUGCAGAAUGGGACCAGCUCCAUAAACUCCACCGAUAUUUCUCCUCAAUCCGAGCAUGACGUGUACUACCUGCACGUGUUUUUCGUCCUCUGCGCGGCGGGGAUCACCUUGUGCCUCAUCACCUCCCUCUCUGUGGAGUUUCUGGGUCUUUCUGCUGCCACCAACCUGCAUCACAACCUGCUCAACAAGAUCAUCCACGCCCCCAUCAGGUUUUUUGACGUCACUCCUUUGGGGCAGAUCCUUAACAGAUUUUCUGCUGACACCAACAUCAUCGACCAGCACAUUCCUCCGACGCUGGAGUCUUUGACCCGGUCGACCCUGCUCUGCCUGUCCGCCAUCGGGGUCAUAGCUUCCAUCACUCCGGCUUUCCUCGUCGCCUUGGUGCCGCUCGCCGUCGCCUUCUACUUCAUUCAGAAGUAUUUCAGAGUCGCCUCCAAGGACCUGCAGGACCUGGAUGACUCCACCCAGCUGCCUCUGCUCUGCCACUUCUCUGAGACCGCCGAAGGCCUCACCACCAUCAGAGCGUUCAGACACGAGGCGAGGUUCAAGCAGCGCAUGUUGGAGCUGACGGACACCAACAACACCGCCUACCUGUUUCUGUCUGCUGCCAACCGCUGGCUGGAGGUCCGAACGGACUACCUGGGCGCAGUGAUCGUCCUGACGGUGGCCGUCGCCUCCAUCUGGUCCGGUCGGCCCGGCGGAGGCCUGGUGGGACUCGGCCUGACCUACGCCCUCACGAUCACUAACUACCUGAACUGGGUUGUGAGGAACUUGGCCGACUUGGAGGUCCAGAUGGCAGCGGUGAAGAAAGUCAACAGCUUCCUGGGCACAGAGUCCGAGAACUACGAGGGAUCGAUGGACGCCUCUCAGGUCCCUGAGAACUGGCCUCGUGACGGUGAGAUAAAGAUCCACGACCUGUGUGUGCGCUACGACCCCAUGCUCAAGCCCGUGCUGAAGCACGUCAACGCCUACAUCAAGCCGGGCCAGAAGGUGGGAAUCUGCGGCCGCACCGGCAGCGGGAAGUCCUCUCUGUCUCUCGCCUUUUUCAACAUGGUGGAUAUUUUUGAAGGGCGGAUCGUCAUUGACGGGAUCGACAUCUGUAAGCUUCCCCUGCAGACGCUCCGGUCUCGACUCUCCAUCAUCCUGCAGGAUCCGGUUCUGUUCAGCGGCUCCAUAAGGUUUAAUCUGGAUCCAGAGCGCAUGUGUACUGACGACCGCCUGUGGGAGGCGCUAGAGAUCGCUCAGCUGAAGAACAUGGUUAAAUCGCUUCCUGGAGGACUCGACGCCGUUGUGACAGAAGGAGGGGAAAACUUCAGCGUCGGGCAGCGGCAGCUCUUCUGUCUGGCCAGAGCCUUCGUCAGGAAGAGCAGCAUCCUCAUCAUGGAUGAAGCCACGGCGUCCAUCGACAUGGCGACGGAAAACAUCCUGCAGAAAGUCGUGAUGACGGCGUUCGCAGACAGAACCGUCGUUACGAUCGCACACCGAGUCCACACCAUCCUAACCGCUGAUCUGGUCAUUGUGAUGAAGCGAGGAAACAUCCUGGAGUACGACACACCGGACACUUUGCUGGAGCAGGAAGACGGGAUGUUCGCUUCCUUUGUCAAAGCCGACAUGUAGACUCCAACAACCGACGGAUCGGUUUUAAUUUCCACUCUCGAUUUUUAGUUCAAACUCAUUUUUACAACAAAGACAAACAGAAACAUCACGUCUAAACCGACGAUACAGCAGGAAGCUGUGGACAAGCUGAAACAGUCGUGUUAAUCCAGUUAAUCUCAUCUUGGAUCACCAUCAUGCUCACAAUCUGUAGGAAAAGUCUCACAUUAAACACAGACGUUUUAUAAAUCAUCUCUAAAGGUUUUGAGCAUCAAUGGGGUUUUCAGUAAAACCUCAAUUAUCAGGUGUUUGUUAGUAAUUAGAUCUACUAGAAUUAAACCCCAAAUUACUGUAAAGAUAAUUUAGCCUAAAUUUUCUACAAAAAAAUAAUUUUUUAAAUUAAACCUGAAAGUGGAGAAUUAAAAUAAAAUUACUACGUUAAACACUGUAGUUUCUUGUGUGGUUAUAAGUUUGUCCAACAUUAGUAGCUAGUUUAACAAGCACUAGUGGGCAGUGCUAACUAAAAAGCUAGUUGUGCUAACCCUAAAUCACUAAUCUUAAGCAUUAGCUCUGCUAACGCUAAACAGCUACACCAGCAGGGUCUUUAAUGCUAACACUGAAGCGCUGUGUUUAACAAUCCCCACCAUGUGUCAAUAACAUGAGCUACAUCGUAGAAUAUCGACCUCAACUGGAUCACAUUUGUCAUCACACACUUCUGUUUGCGCUAAAGGGAAAGAUUAUGUGAAACAAACUCCUGGUUUCAGUUUUAUAGUUGCUUUGCUAACUCUGCAGCAUAAGCUAAAGAGUUUCAUCCCACUUCAAAGUUGUUAGCCGAACAGUCAACAAUCAAAACUUCACUCACAUGUCGAACUUUAUUUUAAUUAGCUCCACGAUUAGCGGGAGGGACCCAUCAGUGUUGACAGGCUUCUGCAACUUAGAAUUUUGUCCAUAUUUCUCUAUGAACUCUUCUUCUUCUUCGUUUCACGACCAAUAAUAAUGGCUCCAAGAUUAAGACUGACAUGUGGUUAAUUAAAUUUAUUUUGUUUUAUUUCUUCUUUUCAGCAGAUUCUACAAAAAACAAAGGCUGGAUUCCUCCAGUUAGAAUCCGAGAUUUAGCAUCUUUCACCUGCAAACACACUCAGGAAGACGUGCGUUAAUCCGCCACAUUAAAUAGUCCCAGAUGAGUUCAUUGUUUCUUUUAAGGUUUUAAAACUUGCUAUCACUGGUUUUGUGCCUCUUGGGAUUUUAAAACAUUUUGUGAAAUUGACCCUGGAGAUCCCGGACGAGCCCCCAGUUGUUUUCUCUCUCUUUGUCUAGCUGAGUUUCUACAGGCUCUGUGCUUUUAGGACCUUUUGUGAUUUCAUUGUUUUUAAACUGUUUAACUUUUACAUAUUGUAACAUUUUACACUUUUAUCAGUUUUAACAGAUGCUAAGCAAUAAUAAUGCAGAAGGUUAGAAUGUUGGCUGGUGUUUGGUGCUUUAUGCAGUUUUUUUCACUGUGAAGGAAGUUUUUAUUAUUUUACUCAUAGGUUUAUUGUAAGGUUCUACCACAGAAAUACGACUGAUAGAGAUGACUGAACUGGUUCCUCAGGAUUAUUUUGGUGGGUAAAUGGAGCAGUUUUGAUAUGGGCAGUUGUCCAGGGUGGCAUCAGGAAGGGGAGGACAUAAUAUAUAAGAAAACUAGAGUUGGUACUUUAACACGUUAAUUUUGAUUAAUUAAUUACAAAGAACGGUUGUGUUCAAGUUGUGCUAAAAUGAGUUAGCCAAUCAGCGAAGCUACUCAAUGCUAAUGCUAAUUGUGUUGGUAAUGCUAAUGUUAGCGUCCACAUUUCUAAAGAUGCUCCAUGAACAGAUUAA
Xiphophorus maculatus (southern platyfish) is the source of this 6916-nucleotide messenger RNA. It is a transcript of the gene abcc9, whose product is annotated as ATP-binding cassette sub-family C member 9-like. The coding region runs from base 281 to 5083 and encodes 1600 amino acids. Gene Ontology annotation, cellular component: membrane. The record is from RefSeq and is a predicted model, not a curated record. Gene Ontology annotation, molecular function: ABC-type transporter activity; sulfonylurea receptor activity; ATP binding. The transcript is spliced from 43 exons. NCBI's taxonomy places the organism in Eukaryota, Metazoa, Chordata, Actinopteri, Cyprinodontiformes, Poeciliidae. Gene Ontology annotation, biological process: potassium ion transport; transmembrane transport.